Molecule: messenger RNA, 732 nt
Organism: Rhodofomes roseus
Lineage: Eukaryota; Fungi; Basidiomycota; Agaricomycetes; Polyporales; Fomitopsidaceae
Product: Phospholipase/carboxylesterase/thioesterase
Exons: 4
Coding region: 1-732 (243 amino acids)
Biological process (GO): protein depalmitoylation
Cellular component (GO): cytoplasm
Molecular function (GO): carboxylic ester hydrolase activity; palmitoyl-(protein) hydrolase activity
Source: RefSeq, a predicted model, not a curated record
AUGGCUGCCCUGCCGCCCCUCAGGUUCCUCACCGUCAGCCCGCGCACGAAGCACACCGCGACCGUCAUCUUCAUCCACGGUCUGGGUGACUCAGGACAUGGCUGGAAGCCAGUGGCGGACAUGUUCAGUCGUGACGCGGGUCUAGGCCACAUCAAGUGGGUGCUCCCACACGCACCUCCCAUCCCUGUCACGGCGAACAUGGGGAUGCAGAUGCCCUCUUGGUUUGACAUCUACGACUUCGAUACCCGUGCACCCGAGGACGAGCCGGGCAUGCUCAAGUCCGUCGCAUCGGUCAACAAGCUUAUCCAGGCGGAGGUCGACGACGGCAUCCCCUCCCAUCGCAUCCUUAUCGGCGGCUUCUCCCAGGGCGGUGCGAUGAGCCUUCUCGCCGCCCUCACAGCGGAGCGCAAGUUCGCCGGUGUCGCGGUGCUCAGCGGGUGGCUCCCGCUGAGCAAGAAGAUCAAGGCCAUGGCGACACCAAACAACCUCCAGACACCUAUGUUCUGGGGCCAUGGCGAGGACGACCCGCUCAUUGAGUUCCAGUCGAUGGGUCUCACCUCGAUUCAAUUCCUCAAGACCGAGUUGGGCAUCAAGCCUGCGGACCCGCGGGCUCCGGAGAAGGGCGGGCUAACGUUCUACUCAUAUGAGGACGUGCCCCACUCGACAAGCACAGAGGAGCUGCGCGAUCUACAAGAGUGGCUGAAGAGGGUAGUAAAGCCUGAGGAUGCGUAA